AUGGCGUCUACCACGGCUAUGGAUGUUCUGGAGGAGCUAUCUUCGGAUAGUUCCGAAGAACAGGUACAACUAAGAAAGCCCAAGAAAGCCAAAAGGGGAAAGGGCAGACCAAAGAAAGAGAAGCCGGCAAAGAAGGCCAAGAAAGAGAGGCAGGAGAAAGCAAAGCCGGAGAAAAAGCCGAAGAAGCCAGAGAAAGACAAGCAGGAGAAAGCGAAGCCAAAGAAGAAGCCCGAGCAAGAAAACCGUGAGCAAGAGACUCCUGAGCAGGAGAAUCCCGAGUCAGAGGUGCAACGGUGUCGCUCACUUCGCCUUCGCGUCAAGGAAGAAGAGCGUAGAGCUGCCCGUCUGAUCAGACGCCGUAAGAACAGCUUCGCUAUCUACUUUCUGAAGGUGCUGAAAAACAUCCAUGUGGGUCUCUCCCUCUCGCAGCGGUCUGUGAACAUCCUGGAUUCAUUCGUGAAGGAUAUGUUUGAAAGAAUUGCAUCCGAAGCCAGCUUCUUGGCCCGUCAAACCAAAAGCUCUACUAUCAACUCCAGAGAGAUCCAGACCGCUGUCCGACUUCUGCUUCCUCCUGAGCUCUGCAGGCGUGCAGUGGCCGAAGGAACCAUGGCGAUGGUCCGGUACAUCUCCAACAAGUAA
This is a messenger RNA of Mus pahari (shrew mouse), 639 nucleotides long. Its product is annotated as histone H2B type 1-A-like. Gene Ontology annotation, biological process: nucleosome assembly. The transcript has a single exon. The record is from RefSeq and is a predicted model, not a curated record. Gene Ontology annotation, molecular function: DNA binding; structural constituent of chromatin; protein heterodimerization activity. Gene Ontology annotation, cellular component: nucleosome. NCBI's taxonomy places the organism in Eukaryota, Metazoa, Chordata, Mammalia, Rodentia, Muridae. Bases 1 to 639 code for a protein of 212 amino acids.